AUGAGUAAGUCCAGGACAGAUAUUUUGAACAAGGCCUUUUUGAAGCUGGAUAAAACGAAAGAUGGCGUGAUAACUAUUGCAGAUUUGAAAGGUGUUUAUAAUGUCAAACAUCAUCCCAAGUAUAUUAAUGGGGAGAAAACAGAGGAUGAAAUAUUGGUCGAAUUUCUGAAAACAUUCCAACCUCAAAACAAUGCUGAUGAUACUGUUACUAAAGACGAAUUUUUAAAUUAUUAUUCAGGGAUCAGUGCAGCUAUUGAUAAUGAUGCUUAUUUCGAUUUGAUGAUUCGGUGUACUUAUAAAUUAUAG
This is a messenger RNA of Heterobilharzia americana, 306 nucleotides long. Lineage: Eukaryota; Metazoa; Platyhelminthes; Trematoda; Strigeidida; Schistosomatidae. The record is from the annotation of a GenBank genome assembly.